AUGCCGCGAGAGAUCCGCUCCCUGCGCGAGCUACUCGAGGUGGCCACCUCGUCGCUGCCCCGCGUGGUCGUGGUUGACUUUUAUGCCCAGUGGUGUGGCCCGUGCAAGCUCGUCGCGCCCCACUUUGAGCAGAUGGCGGCGACGUUCUCGGACGUGGCGCUCUUCGUCAAGGUGGAUGUCGACGUUGCGGAGGACGUGCGCGACUUUGCGGGCGUGCGCGCGAUGCCGACGUUCCACGUCUACCGCGGCGCCGAGCGCGUCUUUGAGCUCGUCGGCGCCAACCUCCCCAAGCUCGAGGCCUUCCUGGCGCGCCACCGCAGCAACCGGCCGGCGCAAUCCGCGGCGCCGGCUCUGCCGGCUCUGCCGCCGCCCGCACCUGCGCCGACGGCGCCACCGCCCGCGGCGGCUGGCGCGUCGAGUGCGCCGCCGGGGGCCGGCCUGGUGCCCGUGCGAGUGCUGAUGAAGUUUGACGAUGGCAAGGCCGCCGCCAUCAAGCGAAAGCUGCUCGAGGUGAGCGGCGCGCUGCGGGGGGAGGGCCACGCGGCGGCGCUGCCGGAGCAGAGGGAGCGGGCGCUGGCGCGGCUCUGCGACAGCGUCGCCGCAAACGCGGGCGGCGACUCGGGCGAGGGCGACAACGCGGGCGAGGGCGACACAGGCGGAGUCGAGGACGGCAUCUCGGCCGCAGUGCUGCGGCACGCGGCGUCGCCUUGUUGGGACGCGUGGGCGGACGCGGCGAGCGUUGGCGAGGGGCGGGGCGGGGCGGGGGCGAGCGAGGCGCCUGGGGCGGGAGGCUCGGAGGGCGGCGAGGCAGGCACGCUCGCACGCGCGCACGAGAGCGAGCGGCCCGCCACUCGCCUUGCCCUCGCCACGCUCCUCCUCAACGCGGCGGUGCUCCUCCGCCGUUCCGCCGCGAGCAGCGACACAAAGACGCCCGCGAUCUGCGCGCUGCAGCAGCUGCUCACCGCGCCGGCGCUCGCGACCGCGCCGGCGGUCGCGGCGGCGGCGGCCGAGGAGGCCAGCUGCCGUGCGGCGCUCGCCCUCGGCACUCUGGCUCACGGCGAUGUGGAGACGCAGGCGCUCUGCGCCGGCCUCGACUUGCCCUCUGCGCUAGACGGCGUGGGCGGCGGCGGCGCUAGCGCGCGUCAGCGCGAGUGCGUGGCGAGCGCACGCGCGGCCCUCGUUGGGUGCUGA
Emiliania huxleyi CCMP1516 is the source of this 1191-nucleotide messenger RNA. RefSeq lists its product as hypothetical. The record is from RefSeq and is a predicted model, not a curated record. Bases 1 to 1191 code for a protein of 396 amino acids. The transcript is spliced from 5 exons. Lineage: Eukaryota; Haptophyta; Isochrysidales; Noelaerhabdaceae.